AUGAAUCUAUUCAGUAUCGCUCUCGUUUCUUGGCUCGUGAUUGCCUUCACUCAAUGCAAGGCAACACCAUUGGAUGAUUAUGUGAAUACUCCCGACUCCGCCUUCGGAUGGAAACGCAUUAGUACGUAUCCACAAUCACUUUAUACGAUUUAUGUAUUGAAUAUGACAUCACAACAGUGGUUCGAUAGUUCAUUCUCAACACGACCAAUUUGGUGGCAUUAUGUCACUAUCGUAGUUCCAAAAACGUUCCGUCGUCCCAAGACAGCUUUUUUACUUGUUGAUGGAGGCUCCAAUUCGGAUUCACCACCCACGAGUAGUGGAAUAGCAUCAAUGGCUAGUGCUUCCGGUAGUGUCAUUGCUACUAUUCGACAAAUUCCCAAUCAAAAUAUUCGAUUUCUAAGUGAUCCGACAAGUAGUUCUCGCGCAGAAGAUUCAUUAAUUGGUUGGACAUGGAAACGAUAUUUAGAGACUAACGGUAGUGACCCACGAAUACUUCUUCGUUUCCCAAUGACCAAAGCAGUCAUACGAGCAAUGGACACUGUCGAACAAUUCUUAGCUCAAGAAAACUAUCCGGUGCCACAAGAAUUCGUACUUGCUGGGGCUUCAAAACGUGGAUGGACAACGUGGACAAGUGCUGCUGUUGAUAAUCGACGAGUUGUGGCUGCAGCACCGAUCGUCAUGGACUUACUAAAUCUUCGAGCCAACAUGAUGUCACAUUAUCGAUCUCUCGGAGGAUGGACAUUCGCUUUUUAUGACUACUAUGUGCAAAAUAUAACACGUUACAUGAACAGUCCUAAUUUCGAUAAAUUAGCACAAAUGGUUGAUCCAUAUUCUUAUAUCGAUAGAUAUAGUAAAAUGAAAAUCUAUCAAAUACAAGGUGCUGGUGAUGAAUUCUUCCUUCCUGAUAGCGAAGAAUUCUUUUGGAAUGAUUUGCAAAAAGCAACAGGUGGAUCUUAUUUAAGACGAAUACCAAAUACUGGUCACAACGCCGGCGGUUAUCAAGAUAGUUUAUACAGUUUCUAUCUGAGCGUAGCUGACAGAACAAUUUUACCGGCAAUGACAUGGACACGAAUGACCAACACAACACAUGGUACUAUCCGUGCUGUUGUCGAUUUUAGUAAUGGGAAGGCAAAAGCCAGUGCUGUAACUGCCUAUCAAGCUCGUACUAAAGAUACAUCGAAACGCGAUUUUCGACAAUCAAAACUCGAUUCAUCGGGAAAAGUUGUAAGCUCCGGCAUCGUUUGGGCAAAUACCGCUGUUCAACUCGAGAGCCAAAGUGCUACAUCUGCUAUCUACACAAUCGUUGUUCCUAUUCCAACAGACGGAUAUUGGACUGCUACUUAUAUUCAAGCUUCAUUUCCUGGACCUGACUCAACAACACUCAUAUUAACAACAGAGUCACUUAUUUUGCCAAACACUUAUCCAAUUCCGGAAUGCAAAGAUCAAGGAUGCUAUGGAACAUUGGUCUAA
Molecule: messenger RNA, 1470 nt
Organism: Adineta ricciae
Lineage: Eukaryota; Metazoa; Rotifera; Eurotatoria; Adinetida; Adinetidae
Source: the annotation of a GenBank genome assembly